This is a messenger RNA of Suillus subaureus, 351 nucleotides long. RefSeq lists its product as uncharacterized. Bases 1 to 351 code for a protein of 116 amino acids. Lineage: Eukaryota; Fungi; Basidiomycota; Agaricomycetes; Boletales; Suillaceae. The record is from RefSeq and is a predicted model, not a curated record. The transcript is spliced from 5 exons.
AUGAUCAAUCAGCAGGAUCCAAGGCUAUGUAUGAAGCAUAUGGAUAGUCUAUUGGUAACAGAUCAAUUGGAUGAUAAGAUGUUAGAUGGGGAUAAGAUGUGGAUCAGAUCUGAGAUCCAGAUAUGUGAAUAUGACAGAGAGUACACAAGAGUUACACUGGAGACAGGGUACCCUCUAAAACCAGGCACAGCAGCAAUUGCCUCAAAAACUGCAUACUACCAGCAGACCAUGCAGAAUGACUCUCAUGCAAAGAAGCCACCUGAAGAGCAAUACUACAUGUCACAGUACAUGUCAGCCUGGAUCAAAGAAAUACUAGAGCAGGAGGAGGGAAAAGUCAAUGGGUCGGCAUAG